CCAAAGUGACAGCGCUGUGUGUUCGACGUCGGAUGUCGUGGGCUCUAUAAAGUUUACUCUCCCCACAAGUCAGUGAAUGCGGUUGAAAUCAGUCGUAAAAUACAACAAAGGCAGCGCAGCAGUCUCGCAAAUUAAAUUUGCUGAUAACGUAUACAAGUGGCAAUAACAGAAUAAAUUAAGCCGGAAAAAAGGUCGAAAGGCCAAAAGUGAAAUCCAAUCCGGUGUGAAAACCAGUGCAAAAGUCAACAACUUGUGGGAGUCGAGCGUUCGUCCUCGAGUCCUUGAAUCCUGCCAGUGUGCUCAGUGCUUUAAGUGUGCCAAGUGUGCGUCUGCGUGUGCGUGAGCGUGAGCCUGUGAGUGCGUCCGGGUAGCGGAGAAGCCACAACGUCGUCCACAAAACCAUCGACGUCCACAGCCGCCGCCGCCGCUGCUGCUGCUGCCGCCGCUGCAGGUUCGGGAUCGGGACAAGGUUCGGGAGCGGGUGCGGUAUCAGGAACUGCUCCAGGCCACCAGAGGAGCGGCGGACGAAGCGGCCAGCGACGUCGCAGUAGCAGCGGUAAUCCACACGCCGGCACAACGAAAGCGACCAGUGGCAGCGGUGGAGCUGGCAGCGCCGGCGGAGGAGGAGGCGGCGGCGGCGGCAGCGGUGGAGGCGGGGUCAAGCAGAGCGUCAGCCGGAACAGCAACAUCCGGAGCAGCAGCUCCAACAGCACCAUGGCCUCUGCCAACCAUCGCGGUGGCGGCGGACGCGGUGGAGGUGGCGCUGUCGCCGGUGCCGGAGCGGAUGGCAAUGCAAUCGUGGGCCUGCAGAUCGGCUCCGCCUGGUUUCAGCGCAAGAUCAACCUGAGGCCGCAGCACCGCGGCGUCCACCUGGUCACCGAGGAGAUACUCCGACAGAUGCCGGAGCUGGCGCACUUCUCAGUGGGAUUAUGUCACAUGCAAAUUCUUCACACCUCGGCGAGUUUAGCGCUAAACGAAAGCUGGGAUCCAGACGUCAGAGACGACAUGGAGAUGAUGUUGAAUAAAAUAGUUCCCGAAGGUUUGCCCUACAGGCAUUCGUGCGAGGGACCCGAUGAUAUGCCCGCGCACGUGAAGGCCUGCUUCCUGGGCAGCUCCCUGACAAUCCCGAUCACCGACGGCAAGCUGUCGCUGGGAACGUGGCAGGGCGUUUGGCUGUGCGAGCACCGCGACCAGGCCGGAUCCCGGAAGCUGGUGAUCACGCUGACCGGAUGUCCGCGCGAACAGGCCCGCAGCCCGCUGUCACCCGUCUCGCCGAUCGCCAGCACGUCCAGUUAGGGGCGGCCUCGCUCCACCCGCGACAGCCGGUAAUCGCGGGGGAGCGACAAUAAUGCCAUCAUUUCGUCGAGGCGGCUGAUACUGCAGAAGAACUUGGCUAAGGCGAACCUGGCGCAGCAGCGGGCGGCAGCGGUGAUUGCCGCCGGUCGGGGGGGCUUGGGCGGUGGUCACCAGGAUGCCCUGGCGCCACCCAAUAUCCCCGGAGUGGAGACUAAGACCGGCCGCCUGCUGCUCCGCCAGCAGCUGCACCUCAAUCUCAAUCUGAAUGUGCAGGAAACGUUGCGCGAUGGCGUCGAUAUCGAUGAUGUGGACGAGGAUGUCGACGAGGACGAGGACCUAGACCUAGACCUAGAAACCGUCACAACAGUGCCUCUUAACAAUGAACAACUUAAUGCUAAGGUCACCACCACAACAUCCAGUUCAUCAGCAGCGAGCAGUGCAUUAGCUAAAUUCAAUCGCAUCAUAGACUCCACUUUGGAGCGACCACCAGUGGCCGUAGACUACUCCGGACUGCCCCAGCUGAGCAGUGCCACACUGCAGCAGCGCUUCAACCUGGCCUAUCCGGAGUUGGUGAACCAACAGCAGCAGCAGCAGCAGCAGUUGCAGCUGCAACAGCACCACCAGCAACAUGAUGCGACCAAGCAGAUCAGCAGCCUCCAGGGGAACCCCCGAUUGGAUCGUGGAACGGACGCCGUUGCCAGCACUCCAUUAACACUUCAAGCACCCAGAACUCCAGCAACGGCGACGGAGGAGCAACUUGAUUCGGGGCAUCCCCAUGACGACGCAGACGUCGUCGACCACGAUGAUCAUCCCCACCACGACGAGGAUAAUCAAACGAAACGAAAUGAUGUGCAUUAUUUGUUGAAACAGUUGAAUAGUUUUAGUGAUAUAGAAGAAAUAGAAAUUGUUGAUAUGAAGCAAAGAGGUCAGCGGCCGCCGAUGGCGUCCAGUUCGUUGGCCACCAUGAUGCCGCCGCCCUCGCCAGCACCGCCGGCAUCGCCAUCCACGCAGUCACAUCGACUGGGUCCGCGGUUCGCCUCCUCCGGCGACAGUUCGCUGGUCCUGCCGCAGCACCAGUUCGACGACUAUCUGUUCGAGUCCUGCCACUACCUGGAGACAAACUACUUUGCCGCCACAUACCGCACUGCCAUGGUCGAGAGCAGCUCGCACGAGUUCCGGCCCUCGACCAACAGCAGCUCGAACAGCUUCGAGCUGCACGAGAUGGAGCCGCCCAGUGUCAUCUGCAAGGCGGGCGUGCCGCCUCCACUGGUUUCCAGUCACCCUGGUCAUCCUGGUCAUCCUGAUCAUCCGCCGCCGCGGUACCAAUUCGAGUACCAGGCGGAGACCCGGCUGACCACCAGUGGGGUGCAGACGGAGCUCACCGUCGAAUCGCUGGCCAAGAUGAGCAACUGCAGCGGGAGCAGCUCUUCCUCGUCGGCGACGAGGGCUCCUCCCUUCUUCCGGUGCUGCUACACGCCCAUCGAUCGCUGGCGGGAGAGGAGGCAGCAGCAGAAGAGCUCCUCCGCCUCCUCGUCCGCCGCACAGCCGCCCAAGAACGUCUGACACUGGGCGUGGCAGUCCACUUGGAGACCCAACAUGUGCCUGGCUAACUUAGAUCAGGGAUGCAAGCCAAGGGGAAUCGGGAUGUUUUCGGAAUUCACAAUCAUGGUUCGAUUUAGUGGGUCAUGUGAAAGUUCUCUACUUGAAAGUGAAGAAGAUAUCAAAAGCUUGUGGGGAUUGGAAUUCAUAUCCACAAAACAGCUUUCCAAAAUGAUUUCAAGUUCCAAAUACUUCCCUCAAAACUUUUGUAUCUAAAAAAUAAUUCUACAUUUUCCGAACCACUAGCCUUACGAAAUAUGGAUAUGAUAUAAUCACGAGCGGCUUGCAUCCCUGUUAUAUUUUGGUCGCUGUUCUCAUUUGCGAUAUCAACAAGAGAUUCCAUUUCGAUCGACAGUCGAUACACGAGUCAUGAAUCAUUCAUCACGAAUCCCUAUCAUUCGGUGAAAGUUCAUAAUGUACAAUUUAUAUAUGCUAAAACGUAAACCAGAAAUGUUAGUAAACAAUUUUUAUACACACAUCACAGCCACACACAGACAGUCGCACAUUUUUGCAAUACACCAAAGUAAAUGAUUUGGAAGUUUGUAUAAUUACCUAAGAGUUGUUACAUGCUCAGCAGAAAACCAGGAUAGCCACAACUAAUGAUUCCCAUUAAACUUCACUGGCUUUCCCUCCCAGCAAUCCAGCAUCCCAGCAUUUCCCCCCUGAGCUAGCCAGGUUUUCCGCUGGGCAUCUACCUGAGCUGAACCCAACUUAGGCCUAAUGUUGUAUUCGAAAUACGAAGAUAUUGUUAAAAAUGAUUGAUGGCAAGAGGGGGCGAUAGGGGAGGCGAGAGCUUGUAUAGUAAGUUGAUAAUUAAAUAGCAUUAUGGAGAAUUGUAGAAUCACGUUGAAGGUGGCCAGAUCAGCAGGACGAGGGCACUUUUGUUUUAAGCCUAUAGUCUACAGACUGUAGAUUCUAAACUCUAGAUUCCGAUUCUCUCGGCUAACCAAGUCCAAGGCAACUUGGGCAGAUAUCAGCGAGCGCCUGGGGAAACCGAAGGGGAAACGGACACAAAGCAAUUGUUACAUCAAUUAGACACUAUAUUCUGUUGACCUAUCGUUUAACUCGAUUAUUGUUUCGGAAGAUACGCAUUUAAGGAAUUGUUGUUAGAGCACAAGAGAUACAGAUACAGAUACAGAUACUGGCUAUGCGAGCAAACCGAAUAGGACACAAUUCAACUCUAAGCCAACCAAGAGCAAUAUUAGUUCUAAAAUCAGUUCGGAUUCGUCAAUUCUGUUGAUAGCAUAUGCAAGUAACUAGCAUAACUAACAUACAUCAAAUAUAUCACUACCUUGAAUAAGCCUUGAGAUCACGCUUCGGUUUUUCGCAAAAUAAAUAUACAUAUAUGAACAAUGUAUGCGCAUUGGAACACCUCUACUGAGUACUGGAGUUUAUUUCACCAAAAAUUUCCGCUGCUGCUCAAUCGAUCAAAGGAACUGAGACUCACUCUGGUUUCAGGAUCUUCGGCUGAGUUCUUCCAACUGCGAUCUGAGAAAGUAGCAAAAUCAGAAAUCCGAGGGGAAACAAACAUCACGACAACUGAAAUGAAAACCAAACAAAUGCCUUUAACCUGCCCACUCCUCUUACACUGAAAACAAAAAACAAACAAACAAAAAACACAAUACGAAAGUAGCCCAAGAAUGGUGGUAACCAAUGUUGGUCGAUAAUGCGCUGAGCGAAACGCAAAUCACUGUAAAUCACGAGCGAAGCGAACUAAUUUAUUUAAAAUAUACAUAUAUAUAUAUAUAUCAACACGUUGAUUAUGUUAAUCAUUACGAACGACAUAACAAAUAAGUUGUUAUCAAGCAAGGAAGUGGGAUAAAUGGGGCAGAAAAUAACGUUAGAGUAACUACCUAUUGUUGUAUUGUUUGUUUUAUUCGAAGCGCACGAAAUGUAAUAAACAUUUAAGUAAUCGCUAGAAAAAAAAAAAAACAAGAAAAAAGAAAUGGAAAUGGAAAAGGAAAAGGGGAGGGGUGGGGAAAUGGAAAGGAGAGGAGAGUAAUAAACCCUUAGCUAAAGUGAAAUUUUUGUAAACUUUUUGAUAUGUGAUGAUGAUUUGGAUAAAUUAGAGCCACAGAGCAAAGAAUUAUUACCUUAACCUAGUCGUAGAUAUUUAAUCUAAUUCAAAUGAGUAGCGCAAAUGCCAGCGGGCAAACCCGAAGGGAACUAGCUGAAUUCUAGGCAGGAUUAGCAUUUGGCCAGUUGUUAUGCAAUAAUCGUAGUCUCGGCCAGCCGAAGCACCAAUCCAGGGCUCCUUCCGGCAUCGGGAUCAUCCAGAUAAGAUCUACCCAUCUACCUACGUAUCAAUCUAUGUGGAUCCCAUCCGAUACGAUGCAGAGGAGGGAACUGUUAUUAGCAAUACUGAAUAUCCGUGGCAAUUCAAUUGUGUAAUUGUAUUAGACGAGGCAUUGAUAAAUCGUAGGAGCGUUUAACUAGUUAAACGAACCGAAGCGCAAAUGAGAUAGGAACUCAAAGCGAUCCGAUCAGAAAUGAAAUGAAAUUACUAAGUGUAACUAAGCGAGUAAGUAGAAAAUAUUCAAUUGUAAAUAGGACUCAUUUCCAGUCGUCUCUUGGUUUGUCGAUUGACUUCGAUUUCGAUAGAAAAUUAUGCGUUAGCCAUGAUGGGGAAGAUGAUGUGCGGAUAUACAUAUGCGGAGUACAUAUGUAGGUAUGGAUGAUAUACAUAUGUAUGUAUGUAUGUAUUACCGGACACGAGUAAUCACACACGAAAAAGCUUUAAUUAAUUUAAUUACCGGAAAGGAAACCAAGUGAACGUACUUGUUGCAGCAACAACAAGCUAUGUAUUUACAAUACUCAUUUUUGAUAUCAUUCCCAUUGGUAACGUACGGAUUCCAUUGUAGAUACCUAUUGAGCAGCCAGUAAUUAAUUAACUAGUCCGCUAAGUCGUCAAUGUCGCCUAAUAUAUUGCAUCAGAAAAUACAAUAACAGAGCAUUUUAGCUGUAAACCAAUCCAGAGAGACAACUAAAAAAAACCAAAAAAAAAAAAAAACAAACAAACAAACAGACCUGGAACACCCGAAAUCCACUUAAGACAAGUAGACACACACACACACACACACACACAUAUACAUUCGACACACUAAGCUUUUAUAAACUAUUUAACAAGAAUAUAUAUAUAUAUAUAUACUAUGGAAAAUAAUAAUCCUGCCAAGUAACAUUCGAAUACCUGCUUGAAGAAGAUACACCCGCUUUUGCUAAGAAACCAAAAAUUAAAAAAAAGAAACAAAACGAAAAAAAAGUUAAGAAAUAAAACCAAGAUUUAAUAACGAGGACGAGAUGUGCAAUGAAACCAAAAAUAGAGACAGAUCUAGAAGAGAUACUAUGGCUAAAUACGAUUUUUAUACUUUCGAUAAAAUGAUUUUUUAUACUAAACGUAAAAGCUCUUUGGAACACGGACGUGGCGAUUUCAGAAUCACUUUGAUUUGGGUCAGGAGAUAAAGGUCAUAUUAUAGUUAUUAUACAAAGAUAUAGUAUCCGUACAUUAUACAUAUGUGUAAAACCCUAACUGCAACUAUGGAACGACAGCACAAAUUUUGUUGAACGCGGGGUGGAGAGCGCCCCGAAAAAGCUGACAAGUGGAAAACAAAAAUCAAAUACUGACUAAAGCAGAAAAAUCGUUUUUAAGUCCAAUUCUCAACACACACACACACACACACACCCAUACACACUCACGCAGCAACAUGAAAUCAAAUAUAUACUAAAUAUAUAAACAUUUAUGUAUAUAUUUAGCAGACGAGUAAAUAAACCACACCCGCGCACAAAUCGCUCACAUAAACGAAUUACGAAUUAACUAUGCUUUGUAAGCCCAAAUAGGGUCAAAACCCAAAUUCACGACCCGCAGCCAGCGAGGAUCUCUAGCGGAAAUGUCCACAAUCUUAGCCAGCGACAGCGAUUUUUGUAUGAGCAAAGAACUAAAAUUUGUAAAUAUACAUAUAUGUAUUUCUUGAUUUUAUCGAAAGGCAAAAGCGACACACUGAGAUCAUUCGAGUCCUUAUAGUUUUUAGUUUUAUCCUAAUUGCAACCGAAACUCUUUUCUAUCUAUAUCUAGCCAGAUAUCGGAGUACAUAAGCGAGAGCAUACUUUAAAUGGAAAAUUAUAGCAAGAGUAAUGAACAAUGUCAACUACAAUAAAUUAGCAAAAUGAAGGCGGGCGGGCGGAAGUGAAGGAAAGGGAAUGAAAUUAAAUAUUAGUGCAAUAAUUAACAAAUUAUUCGGUAAAAUUAAAAUGGAAUACAUCUAAGUAAACGCUUUGUAAAAUACAUAUAAACAAUUUAUUAAAUGGAAAACGGAAAAUGGAAAACAAUAAAAGCGAAUAAAACCCAAGAGGAAAAUGAAACACUAUUGAGUAAUUAAUAAAAGCAUUGACAUUGACAUUGACACACGUGAUUCGAUAUCUCAUCUUAUAAGCAUAAAUCAAUAAGAUAACAAU
This is a messenger RNA of Drosophila melanogaster (fruit fly), 7344 nucleotides long. RefSeq lists its product as uncharacterized. The record is from RefSeq and is marked reviewed. The transcript has 5 exons. Bases 715 to 1296 code for a protein of 193 amino acids. NCBI's taxonomy places the organism in Eukaryota, Metazoa, Arthropoda, Insecta, Diptera, Drosophilidae.